UUAUUAUUGUUUUGUUUUUAAUUUCUAAACAAUUGCAAUGGCUUUGAUGACGUUACGAAUAUUGCGUAUGUCCAUGAUCGUUGUCAAGGAAUUUACACAACCUGUUAAAAAAUUGUUUGUAAAUAUCGCGCAACGCAAUACAUUUUUUCGCAAAUAUAUUAUAAAACCUCCCGCCCGUGGAUACUAUUGGUGUGAGAAAUCUCUCCAUAAGCUCAUAUCUAAAGAUACGCAAUUGGAACAACUAACCGAAGAAGGAACCAUUGAUUUAGGUGCAGCAAUAUGGGCGGAGAUAGUCGUUUUUUUAGGAUGCUCAAAAGUUUUACUUGUGGAAACGAAUAAGCAAAUAAAGCAGAAAGAAAUGGCAGAAGAAGAAUUAAUUAAACGGGAACGAAAUAUAAAUGAGUCGGUGGAAAUUUUGCAGAAUAUGUUAAAUUUACAGGUUAUUUAUAUUGAACAAAUAAUAGUCGCCCUUGAAGAACUUGGUUUUCACUGGUGUGAAGUUACGCUAAAGAUGUUGCUAUUGAACUUAGGUCGACCGGUGAAGGUGGUGCCACUCAACGAAACAAUGGCACUUGAAUUGGGCGCUGAACUAUUGGGUGAAUUAAUUGUAUUCUCAGUUGCCGCUGCGGGUUUGAUUUUUGAAACGAAGAGGUAUAUACAUACGCAAGCUAAGAAAAGAGAUUUUGAAAUGAAAAGUGUGAAUAUCCAUAGUAUUGAUCUAAUUGAAGCAACAAAGGUAUUAGAAUACCGACAGCAGAAGCAAAAAAUGUAUAUUCAGGAGAUCGCACAAGCUUUGGCCGAACUAAAUAGUCCCAUCAAUAUAAACGAAUUGGAAAAACGAAAAACUGUGCAAGAAAAUAACGACAAACUAUUUGAAUAUAUGCUAUGAAUAUGAAUAAAACCAAAAAUCCUCUUUAUAUAGUCGUAUGUAUAAUAAAUUAUAGUAAAUUUAAAAUUCCCUUUUGUUUGCUGUUGUUUUUGCGGUAAWUCACAUCAAAGAGUCGAGAAUUACGUAAAUUAAGAACUCUUUAGAGAAGUGAGUCACAGAUUAGAAGCUGCUCCCAAAUGUCUAUAAUUUUUUCAUAAUGAAAAAAAUUAAU
This is a messenger RNA of Bactrocera latifrons, 1100 nucleotides long. RefSeq names its product optic atrophy 3 protein homolog. The transcript has 6 exons. Gene Ontology annotation, biological process: regulation of lipid metabolic process. The record is from RefSeq and is a predicted model, not a curated record. Gene Ontology annotation, cellular component: mitochondrion. Bases 38 to 889 code for a protein of 283 amino acids. NCBI's taxonomy places the organism in Eukaryota, Metazoa, Arthropoda, Insecta, Diptera, Tephritidae.